Molecule: messenger RNA, 1956 nt
Organism: Pygocentrus nattereri (red-bellied piranha)
Lineage: Eukaryota; Metazoa; Chordata; Actinopteri; Characiformes; Serrasalmidae
Gene: cd226
Product: CD226 molecule
Exons: 6
Coding region: 67-1101 (344 amino acids)
Biological process (GO): positive regulation of type II interferon production; positive regulation of mast cell activation; positive regulation of T cell receptor signaling pathway
Cellular component (GO): external side of plasma membrane
Source: RefSeq, a predicted model, not a curated record
AGGAAGUUGUACUGUGUGCCUCUUCAGCCCAUCAAUGCAGCAUUCAUUUUCACUCUGCGCAGGAAGAUGGAGGCAGUACAAAAGGAAUACUGGUACUUCUUGGUACUUGUUUCUCUCGCUUUUCUCAAAGUGUCGGAGCAGCUUAGGGCACCUGACAGUACAGUCCGGCUGCAGGAGGGAAUGAUGCUGGACUGUUUAUGCCCCUGGACUGGAAAACUCAGCAUGGUCUCCUGGACUAAACAACCUGAUCAGAGGCCGCUGGCCAUCUACCACCCUGAUCUCGGCGUUAAUUUCCGUGCACCCUACGAGGGGCGAGUGGAGUUUGUCAAAGCCUCGUCCAUGGAUGGCAGCAUCAUCAUAACGAAUGUGACGGAGGAGGACCUGGGCCUGUAUCGCUGCUCUCUGCAGACAUUCCCCCAAGGCUCUUGGACCAAAGACACACGGGUGGAAAAAAAGCUGGUGAUCUCCACCUCUUCCUCCGCCCAUCCUGACACCAAACUCGUUGUUUCAGAGAGUGAAAACGUGACUAUCAGGUGUGAAACUCACGCUGGAGCUGUGAGUGAGGUCAGUGUAGAGAAGCUGUGGUCAGGGCAGGAGGGCAGCACUGUGCUGGCAGUGUGCAAAGCGCUGGCAGACAGUGUAGAGGUCAUUGAGUUUGGAGACAGGAUCGGGGUGAACUGCACUGAUGAUUUAGAGAUGAGUGUGCACCUGAACGACGUGAUGGAGAAGGACGGAGGGCUUUAUCGCUGUAACUUCAGCAUGGACACUGGCACCCAGGACACCAGCCUGAUCAUGGUGACCAUCAUACCCAGUCGAGAAAAUCUUCACAACAUGAUGUACAUAUACAUCGGAGGAGGAGUAGCAGGUGCAUUCGUACUGAUGAGCGGAGUUCUCUUUCUGACGUGGUUGAGCAGGAGGAGAAAGAGGAGGAGAGAGGAGUACAGGAUCCAGCUGCACCCCGCCAAGAAACGACAGCAUAAUUCUUAUGAGCACGGAGCAGUGUAUGACAGAAUGAAAAAGGAGACAAAGCACCAGAGAAAGAAUAGUCCAGUGUACGUCAACCUGCAGACUGUACGAGCGUAUAAGAAAAGACAACGAUGACGCCUCUGACGCCUGAGCUCUGUUGAAAUGUUUCCAUUGACUUUCUAGCUGCUGGCAAUGUUUGACCCGGGUGGCAUAGAAAGUGCAAGCCUGGGUGCUGUUACUGACUAAGUCUAGCACAUACUAAUGUGUGAAAGUGGAGAAGAGUGAAAAUAUGCAGUGCUCUGGGCUCUAAUGACAUCAACAGCAUCAUUAGCAUUAUCACUACUGCUGGAUUAACUCUUGUCCAGCCCAUUUUUUGCUUUUGUAACAUCAGAAUCAGAUAUUUAUGUAUUAUACUGAGUAGAAAUAGACAUUUUCUUUCCUGUUUUUCCAUGACAUCCAUGUACCGCUCACAAUCAUGUUUUUUCAUAGUAACUGUUGCAAGUAAGACAGUCUAGUUUUACAGAAACGAUGGUCCGUAUUACAGAAACAUACUAACUCUGAGAUCAUAUCUUCAGUUAGGACUGAUUUUCUCUCAUUAGGUUGAAUGAAUAACUCACUCUAAAUGUAGGUAUUGUGAUAUAAACUGAGUCUGUUCUACAGUUUCUCAUUAGGUUGAAUGAAUAACUCACUCUAAAUGUAGGUAUUGUGAUAUAAACUGAGUCUGUUCUACAGUUUCUCAUUAGGUUGAAUGAAUAACUCACUCUAAAUGUAGGUAUUGUGAUAUAAACUGAGUUCUACAGCUUGUCUAACCUCACAACAGUAGCUAUGAAAACACAUUUGUGGGCGGAGUAUUUAGGUCAUUUGCAUAAACUAGAAGAAGCAAAGGCUGCACAAUUUUAGGUUCUGCUUUAGCUUGAUCAACACUAGAUUCUGGAGUGGACUGAUGAGUUCAGAAUCACUGCAGUUUGUUUUGCUGCUGUGCUUGCUUUC